Molecule: messenger RNA, 1659 nt
Organism: Monoraphidium neglectum
Lineage: Eukaryota; Viridiplantae; Chlorophyta; Chlorophyceae; Sphaeropleales; Selenastraceae
Exons: 6
Coding region: 1-1659 (552 amino acids)
Source: RefSeq, a predicted model, not a curated record
AUGGGCGGCGCGCCGCUGGCAGGCGUCGUCCCGCCCGGCGGCGCGGCGGUGUUUCACUGGGCCUUCCAGCCGCUGGAGGCCAAGGGCUACUCGGUCGCGCUGCCGCUGGCCCUCGGAGCCAGCGCAAGCGACGGCUCUGGCGCCGGCGGGAGCCCCAUGGAGAUGGUCGUUUCGGGGCGGGGGUACCACCCCCUACAGGAGACGCCGGAAGAGAAUGAGUCAGAGGGCGAGGCGGCCAGCCCUGAGGUGCUGUCCCUCGGCCCCUGCCUCCAGGGGGGCGCCUCGCGGCGCCUCCUGAAGCUCGAAAACACGUGCGGGCGGCCGCUCGCCUUCCGGUUUGACCUAGGGGCGUUCGACGCCGCACUUGGCUGCGGUAGCGUUGGCGGCGGCGGGGAAGGCGGCCUGACGAUCCGGCCCUCAGAGGGCGUUGUGCCGGCCGGCGGCGCGCUGGUGUGCCAGGCCGUUUUUGAGGCUGGGGUGCAGGUGCGCCUUUUCGAGGCCGAGGUGACGUGUGCCGCAUGGCCGGUGGACGGCGAAGAGGGGGCGGUCGUGGCCGCGGCGCAUGGCGGUGGCGAGGAGGUGGGGCUUCAUCAUGGCGUGUGUCCGCGAGAGGGAGACCCUGUUGGGCCGCGGCAGCAGCGGCAGCAGCAGCAGCAGCAGCAGCAGCAGCAGCAGCAGCAGCAGCAGCAGGAGGAGGAGGGUUAUGAGGGGAGCUGCGGGGCAGAUGGGGACGAGGAGGAGAUCAUCGCUCAGCACCCUGAGAGGUUGCCCACACGGCCCCGCGGCACGCUCGACGCACGAGUGAGGCACGCGCGCCUGCCGCUGCACGAGUCCAUGACGGCCGCGGCCCUGGGCAAGUCGGACCUGCUGCGGCGGCGCUUCGACGAUUCGCGGCGCCUGACAGCGCCCGCGCCGCGCGGCCAGACGCAGGCCGGCGGCGGCGGCGCGGCGGCGGCGGCGGCGGCGCCGCGGCGGUGCGAGGUGGUGGUGACGGUGUGCGGCGCCGUGCUCAGCAGGGCGCACGCGAAGGCGGGCAGCUACGUCGCCCGCGAGGAGCGCGAGGAGGCGGCCAGGCUGUGUGCAGAGCGCGACGCGUCCCCCUCGCGCGCCCGGGACGCGUCCCCCCCGCCCGCGGCCCACCUGCGGCCGGCCGCGGCCCGGCAGCAGGCGCAAACCCGCCCUGCAUCAGACGGCAGCCCCUCCGGCCCGCCGGCAGACCCCGGCGUGGACUGCGCCGGCGCUUCCUCGGGGUCAGGUACCCCUGCAGAGGACGCGGGCGCCGCGGCCGUGCCUGCGGCCGCCGUGGACGCCGCCGCGCUCGCGGCUGCGGGGGCGGUGCUGGAUGACUUGGUUGCGGAGGUCUGGGCGGACGCUGACGUGGCGGCCGCUCUCGCGGCGCCGGCCGCGGCGCCACUGCUUGUGUACCGCGGCGGGGGCGUGUUGGAGGAGCUGGCGCAGAGCACCGGCGUUACUGGCGACGACGCGGCCGGCAGCCGCCAGGGGGAGCCUCGGGAGGCGGCCGGCGGGGACUUGGUGGACGAGGGGGCGCUGGGCGGCGGCGGCGGCGGCGGUGCAGGAGGCCGCGGCAGCAGCGGCGGCGGCGGUGCAGGAGGCGGAAGCGGCGCGGCGGCGGGCGGGCCGCAGGGGCGCCGGAAUUGA